AUGGCAUCGUCUUUGUCUGCUGCAUCCGUUUCCGCGUCCUUCUCAUCGUCCUUGGCAAUGGGCGUGGACGUGAUUCCUGUACAGCGCACAAAACACAGAAUUCUCAAAUCGUUCCAUGCUCAACAACUCCACCAUCGCAACCGACGACUAGAGGCCUUGGAUCGCCGUCGUCGACGCUUAACCGAAGCGGAAUACUCUCAUCCGAGUCAAUGGCGUCGUUCCGCCAAGGAAGUUGCUGCAGUCCCCUUGAGCAAUUGUCACAUGAUCUUGUGGAGUGGAAUGAUCUCAAUAGGAACACCACCUCAACAAUUCCUGGUCGAUUUUGAUACGGGAAGUUCCGAUAUUUGGGUCCCCUCCAUGGAUUGCGACAAUACUUGCAGUGCCUUUCCCAACUGGAACAAGUUCGAUGAAACCUCGUCGACAUCGUUUAGCACACCCGUUAAUCUCACUGGGAAGUUCAGUGCUGUUUAUGAAGAUGGAGAGUCGGUCCAUGGUAGUUACGCCGACGAUAUCAUUCAUUUGUCCGACGACCUCAACGUGCGCCAAGUGUUUGCACAAGUAACAUCGGUCUACGAAUUCGAAUCGUGUGAAGGGGAGGAUGGCGUCUUGGGAUUGGCGUUUACCUACGAUGACGAACGAGAGUACACACCUCUGCUGAAGAACAUCAAGGACAAACUUAUGCACCCCAUGUAUUCUCUCUACCUAAAUGGAGAAGACGACUAUCCCAAUGAUUCCAAACUUCAAGGGGCUUCUGAUUUGUACGGAAACUUGGAAAGUGGACUCUAUUCCACUCCACCCAAUGCUACCUCGGAGUUUGUCUUGGGAGGAGUGAACCAAAAGCACUAUACUGGAUGUUUGAAUUGGCACACCUUGGGCGAAUUCAACGAUCCAACCUACGGACAAAAGUUUGAGGGCUUUUGGGACUUUUCCUUGGAUCUGGUAAAGGUUGGAGGCACCAAAAUGACCACUGCCAAUGUGGCUCUGGUGGACACUGGAUCCAGUUACAUUGUGGGACCACCCGACGAUGUCGCACAAUUCGCAGUCUUGAACAAUGCCAAGUGCUUCGUCGUGGAUACUACCACCAACGCAUUUGCUCCACCGCAAGAAGUGGAUUGUAUGCGACCAGAGGGAUUUGAUGCUUCCAUUAUUGCAUGUAACGAACCAUUCUUCAAUUUGGAAUUCAUUGCUGACGGUGUUACAUAUGUUAUGGAAAAGGAAGACUUGAUUCUACAGAUUCCUACCAGUUUUGGUGAUGCCUGUGUCUUGCGUGUGGUUGGAAGUGAUGGCAUUCCGGGAUGGGUAUUGGGUGAUGCCUUUGUCAACAAGUACUACACUGCCUUUGAUUUCGGAAACAAGCGAGUGGGAUUUGCCAGGGGUGUGGCCGAGUCCAAUGACAUUUGCGAAGGCGAUAUUGGCAUUGACAUUGGAAACAAGUACAAGAAUCCAUCAACUGGUGACGACGAUGAUACGGAUACUGAUCCCGAUACUGAUACGCCAACCCGAGCACCAUCGAUUCCAGUCAUUAUCGAUGAUCUUGAUGGCUCGGAAUUAGAUGAAGAUCUGGCACAAUUUGAGGAAGAGUUGGAUGAAGAUCUAGUACAAUUUGAGGAAGACGAGGCGGAAGAAGAUGACGACGACGACGACGAAUACGUUUUCCCCACACUCAGUCCAACAAUUUUUGGUGCUCCCACUGCCACUCCCCACCAUCACCACUUUGACUUGGGUACCGACUCGCCAACGGACCUUCCUGGGGGGGCAGACGAAAACAAUGUACAAUCUCUGGCAGGCAAUCCUCCAAAAGAUACGGGCAAAAAGGGUGCUCCCUUCUUCUCGGUAGUUGCAUUUUUCAUUGUCGCGAUUGGGGCCUCUGCGCUUUACCAGCAAUUCAAGAAGCGACAGAAAAAGAACCUACCAAAGUCUGAGCAGAACUUACGGCAAUUCCAUGAUGAAUUCGAAGACCAACUAGAUGAACAAAAUGGUGGUGGGGGAUUCCGGGAUGUUGAACUAGAUAGCGACAGUGAUGAAGAAAAUGAUGACGAUGUUUUCAUUCUCGAUGCAGAUACACUACACCGCAUGAAUUAA
This is a messenger RNA of Cylindrotheca closterium, 2082 nucleotides long. The record is from the annotation of a GenBank genome assembly. Lineage: Eukaryota; Bacillariophyta; Bacillariophyceae; Bacillariales; Bacillariaceae.